AUGCAAAAAAAGAACCCUACUUCAAGGAAUAAAUCAAAGAAGGAAAAUAAUUCAAAGAGCUUACAAGAAGAAAACUCUUCACUAGAAGAAACAACAGAAAACAAAAAACCAAAAAGUAAAUUAAAACAACGACUACAAGGAUUAAAACAACGAUUUAUUCGGCGUUGUUGUUGUUGUCAUUGUUAUUCGAAAAUGAUUCAAACUGGAAAGAGCAGCGAUGAGGAAUGUGGGGAAGCUGAACAACGAAUGCAGAGGAAUACUUUUACCCGUUGGGUUAAUCACCAUUUGGAAGCGCAUUCCUCCUCCAGUCAAACACAAAAUUUAAUUGAAGAUAUGAAAGACGGAAUUCUUUUGUGUCAUUUAUUGGAAGUUUUGACUGGGGAUGUUUUACCUGUUACUACUUCAAGUGGUGGGAAUGAGGAGAGUAGUAAUAAUGUUGUUGUUAAUAAAAGUUCAUCUAGCAAUCUCAAAACAAUAAAAACACUCAAAAGAGCUUACAAAUUAAACAAUUUAAAUACAGCAUUAAAAUGUUUGAGAGCAAAAGGAAUUAAAUUAAUAAAUAAUAACGUUGUUGAUUUGGCUGAUGGAAAUCCGAGAAUUUGGUUGGGGCUGAUUUGGCAAUUAAUUUUACAUUUUCAAGUAGAGACAGGCCUUUCUAUGGUUAGGCGUUCUGCUUGGCAUCAAAUUCAUAGUAAUCAACAACCUAAUGGAGGUGAAGGAACAUCAACCGGCAUUACAACAACAGAUUAUAAUCAUCAACACCCUUCUACCUCUAAAUUACCCCCAAAGAAAAGUGUAGAACAAUCAUUGUUGGAUUGGUUGAAUAGAGAGGCUAUUAGACCUAGGCAAUUAGGACUUCCUUCUGGAGCAAUUGUUGAUUUAGAUUUAAGUUGGAAGGAUGGAAGAUUAUUACUUGCUCUUUUACACAGAUUUGUCCCAGCUCUAGUUAAUCGAGAAGAAAUUUUGGAAGGGGGUGAUGAGCCUGAAGAAGCACGACAACGUGCUCAAAAGGCUAUACAAUUGGCAAGGCUUCAUUUGGGGAUUAGUCCAUUUUUGGAUCCAACAGAGCUUUGUGCACCAGGUCGUCUUCCUUGUCGUCGUUCUGUAAUAACAUACAUUUCUCAAUUUUUGUGUCUUUACCGACCACCACAAUUUAACAAAAAUGUAAAAUUGGAAGAAAAUUUGACUGUUAAAAAUAUUCAAAAAUUAACAACAAAAAAUGAAAAUAAACAACAAAUUUUAAAAUGUUAUAAAAAUUUAUUUGAAUGGUUGAGGAGAACAGUUGAAGAAGGAGGGCAUUUAAAAUUGAGUGAAAGGCAAAGGCCAACAGUUGGACAAUUUAAGUUAUUUCGUCGUUUAAUUAAAAAAGAAGAAUGGCUUGAAAGGCGUAGAGUGUUAACCGAAAAUGUUUUUCCUGCAUUAAAAGAAGUUGUUGAAAAAGAGGAUUUGGAUAUUUUUAAAGGGCAAUUGGACAAUAUAGAGUCAAUCGUUUCUUCGUGGGAAUCAAAAAUCCAAUCAUUACUUUCUAAACUUGGAGAAGAAAUGAAAGAGUUAGAACAAUGGAUGUUGGAAGGGGAGAGGUUAUUAGCUUCCAGUUUGCCUUUGACAGAAGACAAAUUAUUACAAAUUGAAGAUAGAGGGUUGGAAGAAGUGCUUGAAAAUUUGGAAUUUACAAUUAGACGAUUUGAGGAACAUUUUAAAGAAUUACCAAAUAAAAGAUUAGAAUUAGCAUUAAAAUUGGAACAACAUAAAGACCAACAAACUUCUUCUUUAACAACCUCCCCAGAGGAUUUUUUACUUUUACCCGAACAUUCAUUAGAAGAUUUAAAAGAAAGAAUUGAAUUUUCAACUUUAUUGGAAAGAAGGAUAUUUAAAGAAAUUUUAUUUAUUCAGUCACGUUUAAGAAUAAUUAAAGCUUCAAGUAAAUUAAAAGCAAGUUUGGCUGUUUGGGGAAUGAGAACUGGGAGUUUGGAAGAAACUAAGGAAACAUUGGAGGAAUAUAAGAUAAUGGCUUCUGAAUGUAAACCUAUCCAUCAAAUGGAACACCUUCUAAAUGCUUUAAAAAUAUCAAGAGACGAUUGUAUUUCCUCUGGAGAAGUUCAUCAUGAAAAUAUUUUGGAAUCUACAAGUUUAUUGAAUUCUUCCCAAAAAGAAUUAAUAACAAAACAAAUAGAAAAACAAAUAAACGAAGAAUUGGGUCAAUUUAUUCGUUGUGAAUUUAUUUUAAUUGAUUUAAUACAAUUAUGGAGUGAAUUUGAAGAAGAAAAAAAUUUAUUUAUAAAUUUAUUUAUUAUUGAAGAAGAAGAAGAAAAUUUGAAAGAAAAAGAAGAAGUAAUUAUUAGAAAAAUGGAAGUUUUGGCUGAGGAAAUGGAUGAAACUGGAAAUGAAUGGAUUAAAAAUGCUGGGGAACCUGUUAGAAGACAAAUUGUUGAGCUUUGUGAUCAACUAAUAACUGCUAGAACAACAAAAAUUAUUUUACAAGAAGAAGAAUUGAAAAAAUCGUUGUUUUUUGAUCAAGAGAAAAAACAACAAAUAAUAAAUGGAAAUAUUAAAAUUGAGGAAGAAAAAGAGCAACAAAUAUCUCUAAAUGAACGUAAAUGGUUGAAUAAUUUGGAAGCUUUUGGAAAAUGGCUAAAUAUAGUAAGUAGAAAAAAAUUUCUUUUUAAAAGAUUUGUGGACAGAUUGAGAAUUUGA
This is a messenger RNA of Meloidogyne enterolobii, 2694 nucleotides long. The record is from the annotation of a GenBank genome assembly. NCBI's taxonomy places the organism in Eukaryota, Metazoa, Nematoda, Chromadorea, Rhabditida, Meloidogynidae.